Emiliania huxleyi CCMP1516 is the source of this 1008-nucleotide messenger RNA. RefSeq lists its product as hypothetical. Bases 1 to 1008 code for a protein of 335 amino acids. The record is from RefSeq and is a predicted model, not a curated record. Lineage: Eukaryota; Haptophyta; Isochrysidales; Noelaerhabdaceae. The transcript is spliced from 3 exons. Gene Ontology annotation, biological process: transmembrane transport. Gene Ontology annotation, molecular function: transmembrane transporter activity.
AUGCCAAGCACGUGUGCUGCAGGCGACGACCCGUCCGAGGGCGCUGCCGAGGCAGACCCGCCCUUCCCUUGGCGCGCCGUCCUCAUCCUUCUCCUGGUGCGGCUCGGCGACGGCCUCGUCUCCGUGAUGCUUUAUCCGAUGCUGCCAUUCAUGGUGGCCGGCUUCGGCGUGCCGCCGAGCAGCGUCGGCAUGUGGGUCGGCGUGCUGGGCACCUCGUACAACCUGCUGCAGAUCCCGGCCAACGUGGCCUGGGGCCACGCCUCUGACCGCUUCGGCCGGCGGCCCGUCAUGCUGCUCGGCCAGCUGUCCCUCGCCGCGGCCACACUCGCUCUGGGCGUCUCGCGCUCGCUCCCCUUCGCCAUCGGCGCCCGCUGCCUCUCCGGAGCGCUCCACGGCAACCUCAGCGUCGCCGCCGCCGCCGCCUGCGACGUGACUCGGCCGGCGGAGCGUGCGCGCGCCUUCUCACUGCUCGGCCUGGUCUUCUCGCUCGCCUUCGGCCUCGGGCCGCUUCUCGGCGCCCUCCUCUCCCGCCCUGCCGCCUGGGACCCCGCCGUCCGCAAGUCGCCGCUCGACACGUACCCGUACCUCCUUCCGUGCGCCGCCGCGUCGGCCGUCUGCAUGCCUGCGGUGCAGUGCGGGCAUGGGCGCGCUGUGCGCCGCCCACUGCGGCUACGGCUUCCUCGCCUCAUCGCCGGCUCGCUCUCCUUCCCCUUCCUCGCCGCGCGCCACGGGCCCGCUGCCGUCUACCGCGCCGCCGCGGGCCUCUACUUCUUCUCAAACUCGCUGAUGCCCCAGCUCACCUCCGCCCAGCGGCUCGGCGCCCUCCCCCUGUGGGCCUCUGUCGUCGCCAUCUCCCUCGUCCGAUCCCUCGGAGGCCCGCUCGGCUUCCCCGCGCUGGCCGUGCUCCUCAACGCCGCCCUCGCCGUGGGCGAGAGGCCGCGGGCGAGACGACCACCGCUGGCCCGCUUCCCCAAUCUCCGCGUCGUCACUCUCCGCGGCGGCGAAUGA